Messenger RNA from Otolemur garnettii (small-eared galago), 7162 nucleotides. It is a transcript of the gene FIGN, whose product is annotated as fidgetin, microtubule severing factor. Bases 316 to 2595 code for a protein of 759 amino acids. The record is from RefSeq and is a predicted model, not a curated record. The transcript is spliced from 3 exons. NCBI's taxonomy places the organism in Eukaryota, Metazoa, Chordata, Mammalia, Primates, Galagidae. Gene Ontology annotation, molecular function: microtubule severing ATPase activity; ATP binding; ATP hydrolysis activity.
UUUUGGGUUUGAAAUUCCAACAUGGCAGAGGCUGCAGUCCGUCUUCCCUUCAAAAACUUGGAAUGAUUUCAAAUCAUAGGCACCUUCACUUAACCCUAGCUUCCAUUCAUCAGCAAACACAUCGGAUCGAUGCUACGCUAACCUAUCGGGUUCUCUCCCGGCGCGUCCAGGUUAAAUGAAUACCUGACGAAAGGGCCCACGUUUCAAGGCAGUGACAUUUGAUAGCUGAGAGGAAAAGUGGCUUUAAUGAAAAGCAACCUUUGGAAUUCCUGCUUGUGAGAAAUCCAAUUCAGCUUUUUGUGCUGCCAGCAAGAAAUGAUCAGUAGCACCAGUGUUUAUGGCUUGAAGAUGCAGUGGACGCCGGAGCAUGCCCAGUGGCCAGAACAGCACUUUGACAUCACUUCAACCACUCGGUCUCCUGCCCACAAAGUUGAAGCCUACCGAGGGCAUUUGCAGCGCACCUAUCAGUAUGCCUGGGCAAAUGAUGAUAUUUCUGCUCUAACUGCAUCCAACCUACUAAAAAAAUAUGCAGAGAAGUAUUCUGGCAUUUUGGAAGGUCCCGUGGACCGACCUGUGCUCAGCAACUACUCAGAUGCACCAUCAGGACUAGUGAACGGUCGGAAGAAUGAAAGCGAGCCCUGGCAGCCUUCCUUGAAUUCCGAAGCUGUUUAUCCCAUGAACUGUGUUCCCGACGUUAUCACUGCCAGCAAAGCUGGCGUCAGUUCAGCCCUCCCUCCAGCAGAUGUCUCUGCAAGUAUAGGGAGCUCUCCUGGGGUAGCCAGCAACCUGACAGAACCUAGCUAUUCAAGUAGCACCUGUGGAAGCCACACUGUACCUAGUCUUCACGCAGGCCUCCCAUCUCAGGAAUAUGCCCCAGGAUACAAUGGAUCGUAUUUGCAUUCUACUUACAGCAGCCAGCCAGCACCUGCACUUCCUUCACCUCAUCCGUCUCCUCUGCAUAGCUCUGGGCUCCUGCAGCCGCCGCCACCACCUCCCCCGCCACCAGCCCUGGUCCCAGGCUACAAUGGGACUUCUAACCUCUCCAGUUACAGCUAUCCCUCAGCUAGCUAUCCUCCUCAGACUGCUGUGGGGUCUGGGUACAGCCCGGGGGGUGCGCCCCCUCCUCCUUCAGCGUACCUGCCUUCAGGAAUUCCUGCUCCCACGCCCCUGCCCCCCACUACCGUUCCUGGCUACACCUACCAGGGUCAUGGCUUGACGCCCAUUGCACCAUCGGCUCUGACAAACAGUUCGGCAAGUUCUCUCAAAAGAAAAGCUUUCUACAUGGCAGGGCAAGGAGACAUGGACUCCAGUUAUGGAAAUUACAGCUAUGGCCAACAGAGAUCUACACAGAGUCCUAUGUACAGAAUGCCCGACAACAGCAUUUCAAACACCAAUCGGGGAAAUGGCUUUGACAGAAGUGCUGAAACAUCAUCCUUAGCAUUUAAGCCAACAAAGCAGCUAAUGUCCUCUGAACAGCAAAGGAAAUUCAGCAGCCAGUCCAGUCGGGCUCUGACCCCUCCUUCCUACAGUACUGCUAAAAAUUCAUUGGGAUCAAGAUCCAGUGAAUCCUUUGGGAAGUACACGUCUCCGGUAAUGAGUGAGCAUGGGGACGAGCACAGGCAGCUCCUCUCUCACCCGAUGCAAGGCCCUGGGCUCCGUGCAGCUACCUCAUCCAACCACUCUGUGGACGAGCAACUGAAGAAUACUGACACGCACCUCAUUGACCUAGUCACCAAUGAGAUUAUCACCCAAGGACCUCCGGUGGACUGGAGCGACAUUGCCGGUCUGGACCUGGUGAAGGCUGUCAUUAAAGAGGAGGUUUUAUGGCCCGUGCUGAGGUCAGAUGCAUUCAGUGGACUGACGGCCUUACCUCGAAGCAUCCUUUUAUUUGGACCUCGGGGAACGGGCAAAACAUUAUUGGGCCGAUGCAUAGCCAGUCAGCUGGGGGCCACGUUUUUCAAAAUUGCCAGUUCUGGACUUGUUGCCAAGUGGUUAGGAGAAGCAGAGAAAAUCAUCCACGCCUCGUUUCUCGUGGCCAGGUGUCGCCAGCCCUCGGUGAUCUUCGUUAGUGACAUUGACAUGCUCCUCUCCUCUCAAGUGAGCGAGGAGCACAGUCCGGUCAGCCGGAUGAGAACCGAAUUUCUGAUGCAGCUGGACACUGUACUCACUUCGGCUGAGGACCAAAUCGUAGUAAUUUGUGCCACCAGUAAACCAGAAGAAAUAGAUGAAUCUCUUCGGAGGUACUUCAUGAAACGACUUUUAAUCCCACUUCCUGACAGCACAGCGAGGCACCAGAUAAUAGUACAACUGCUCUCACAGCACAAUUACUGUCUCAAUGACAAGGAGUUUGCACUGCUCGUCCAGCGCACAGAAGGCUUUUCUGGACUCGACGUGGCUCAUUUGUGUCAGGAAGCAGCAGUGGGCCCCCUCCAUGCCAUGCCAGCCACAGACCUUUCAGCCAUUAUGCCCAGCCAGUUGCGGCCCAUUACGUAUCAAGACUUUGAAAAUGUUUUCUGCAAGAUUCAGCCUAGCAUAUCUCAAAAAGAGCUUGAUAUGUAUGUUGAAUGGAACAAAAUGUUUGGUUGCAGUCAGUGAUAACUUCUUUAGGAAAAAAAAAUGUAAUGAAUGUUGGCACACACACAUAAAACCUGCUACAUAGGGAAUAGAGCCCCUUUCCAGUAGUGUUUAAAUUGCAAAGGGUCCUGGGGAAGACGCCGAUUAAAAGUUGCAUCUUUAGAGUCAGGGUAGAUUUGGAGGAAAAGUGCAUCACAUGAGAGCUUCCGAUUUGAAAGCCCCAGAUGACAGAAAGCGUUUGUGGAUGCUCAGUUCGGUUCAAGCUAGACAACACUCACCAAGGAGCAAGGUGCAAGUGUGUUGAUUUCAGAAGGACAUGAACCUCGUGUGUUGAUUCCAUUCUGCUGUUCUUGAGAUUUAGUUGCUGUCAAGUGCCUGGAGUGGUGCUUUAUUUUUUGUUUGCCUCACAAUUACAUUGGUGGCAUGUGCUAAUAUAAAGAGCUUUAACUUCAAACAUUAUUGGACUAAAGAGAUGAACGGUUGUGUUAUGACAGAAAACCAGAUUUUUGCCAUUUUAAGAGCAACAGUAUUCCUCAAUCCUGUCUGUUCUGCAGUAUUAAGCUAAGAACAGGUAAAACAGGGUAACGGUAAUCUGGACCUUAAUUUCUGCAGUUCAUUUCUUUUAAUGUUCUUGUCUGCAAAAACUCAGGAAAGUGAUUGUGAUUUGUACAGUACCUCAAAGGAAUGUGUUGAAAGCACUAUGUACUGCUGAGAGUAAUAGGAUAGGCUUCAAUGUUACUUUAUAUUAAAAUGUAUGUUUACCUCAACAAUUGGAAAAUAGCAAGGAAAAUUACUUUGAAUGUAUCCAGAAAAAUAUUGACGUGUGAUACAACUGAAUAUUUACCAGUUAAAGUAGAAAUGGAAGGAUUAAAACAAACAAAAAAAAAAGUUCUUUUACUAAAUAUGGGGAAUUAACCAGAGUGGAAUAAUCCUGUGUUGUCAAUAACUGCAAGAGUUCUUAGUACAUUGCUCCUUGAUAAUUAAGUGAAAAUGUUCUUAAAAGGUACACUGGUUAAUUGAAAGUUACUUAUUCAGUUUAUGUUAGUGUCUAGAACAGUCAGCCACAAGACCUGUUUAGGACCCUGAAAGUCACAGUCCCUAAAAUAGACGACUGCCUUUCACUGCUUACCGGGUAGUGCUGGCGGUGGUGGUUUGCAAGUGAUCUCUUGGAACUGCUGGGAAUGGUGUCAUUCUAUUCACUAAUCUAGCUUAUAGGCUUGCUGUGCUGUUUGAUAGAAUGCAGAGGAUAGCAACCAAAACAAUAACUCACAGAUAAAAAACAAAAACCAACCAACCGACAUGGAUAUCUUAAUUCUCUCCACAAAGAACCUUUACAUCACCCCGCCCUUCUUUGGGACUCCAUCCUUGUCAGUGCAAUUUUGCUUCUCCUCUUGGAAUCUGAGCUGUAGUCCUCCCCUGUUUAUUUCUACCUCAGUUUUGUUACAUUUCUCUUGGAAAGUAAAGUAGAAAAUUGGAAGUGCGCACAUACUCUGCAAUAUAGUUUGCCAAAUUCUGUUUUCUCCCAUCUUUCCCUGUAAGUCUAGUUUCCACAAGCACCAGUAUUUAAACUUAGGUCCAGCUCGGUCGCCCACUCCCCUCUUGUCAUACCCGGCAUUUUUCUGAAUUUCCCAUUACUCUCCUGCUCCCCACCAGGUUGUUCUUUGUACCCUUUAGUGCUUUAUGUGCAACUUUUCAUUGAUAGCUGGCUGAUGUUCAGCAAUACCUCUGAGCAGUUACAGCCCCGCAGUAGCUUUCCAGAGCCACUGCGCAUGCGUACGCAGAACAGCUGGCUUUUUGAAUGUAUUUUUCCUGGUUCCUGCCCCCGUUUCCUUUUUUCGUUUAGAGAUGCAGUAACAAAACUGUUUCCAAGCACUGGCAUUUUGUGUAUUCAUUAAGUGGUGUACAUUUUUUAAAAAAUUAAAUAAAUGCAAUGAGAAGCCCCAAGAAAGGUCUUUCUGUUAUUUUUUUCUUUCAAAAAUUUUUACCAGUCUCCUUCGCAAUGUCCAAGUCUCUGAAACACUUACCGUAGAGAAAGCUAGCGAGGAUUUCAUGAUAUUUCCGAAACUUCAUCAGGCUUGAUCGUUAGUCCCUGUUUUUAGUUUUCAUGUAGCUAAAAACUGAGCAAAUGAACCAGAAUUUAAUUUACUAUGAUGUUCUAGCAAUUAAAACUGUGCUUAGAUAUAAAUAUUCUGUAUUAAAGAGCAGUGCCUUUCAUGAAGGAUACAAAAAAUAAUAUUGAAGUACAUCCUCUGCUUUUCACAAGUGAAUAAAUGCUACCAUGGUAUUCUGGGUCUACCCUGCACAUCCUUUGUUGUAAGGAAAUUCUAAUAUCCACAUUAACUUGUAGGUUCAUAUUGAUCUCACUGACAAGUUUACUUUUGCACAGUGCUGACCUAUUUUCUGUCUUUUAGAUAUUACAUUUCAUAUCUGCCAACAUGCUGUGUUCACUUGAAAGCAUCUGGCAAGUUUUGACAAACCUAGUCUUAUUUAGACAAGUUUGGAAAAUCCAAUAUUGACCCACAUUUUUUUUUUUUUUUUUUUUGUGGCUGGUAAAACUUAAUGCCAAAUAUAUGACUGCACUAUUGUGUGUUAUACUCAUUUAUAAAACUGAAAAUAAAUUGAAGUCAUACAUCUUGGCUUUUAGCUUUAAAUGACUUAAAAAUUAGAGCUAUGAGUGACUUACAAAUGAGCUUGAGAUAUGAGUGGUCAGAAAUCUGUUUUUAGGCAGAAGCUGAAGUGUGUGAUUUUCAUUUAGCCUCACAAAAUCCAAGAUUUGAUCUCUUAGGAAAUUGGGCAUGUUGAAGAAAGGAAGAUCUUUUAGAGGAGAUGAGGCUGACCUCUGAUGGAUAGUGGUCCCCCGUGCGUCUUUGAUUCAGCACGGCAGUGUUAUGAGCUCUUCUGUAGACUAGCCUAAUAAUGAGCUCUUUUCUGGCCCUCCAUUCUGGAAGUUCGGGUGGGGGUGGGGUGCCACGUCCUCAGAAGUGAAUAUGUGCAAUUGGUGACCGCACAGCCGAGUAAUCGGGCUUCAUACUGUUGGCCUCUUUUUGACUGCUAAGAAUUUGGAGAAGGCUACUAAUGAAGGUAAGGUAACGAGCCAGUCCAAAUCCCUCACCGUCUGGCCGGGGGACUGAGCCAGACUUAACGGCCCCUAAUUCCCUUCUUCCCAACUGCAGUAACGUUUCCAACAGGGACAAACAGGAAAUGAAGGAGACUACUUCAGUAUUGGGAUCAACAGCAAUUCAAGAGGUAGUUGGUAAUGACCUUCUAUGUGACACAAAUGGAAAUACUCUAUACUUCUGGACUGCUUCUCUCCAAAAUACUUAGAACAUAGUGACAACAUGGAAAACUUUGCUGACUGAGCUGAUCAAUGGAAUGUGAAGGCAGUAUACUUUAAGGCUAUUUACUUUCGCACGGAGUGUUUAUCUAUUAGUCAGUUUGUAUUCGACUCAAAUGCAGAUAGACGGGUAUAAUGUUUUCUUGUGCAUUUGAUUUCUCCUAUCAAGGAGAAAAUAAACCAUUCCACUAAAAUACAUAGGCCAAACACCAUCUGGGAGAGUGAUAAAAGCUAACCAGAGGCUAUGCUAUGUAAAAUAGCAAGGUCAAUUUACAUGGGUUGCAUAGUACUUGGCUAUGCAGUUUUCAAAAGAAUACAUCCAAAAAAAUCCAAAUUAAUUCCUACAAUAGGUCUUUGUAAAUCGAAAUGUAUCUGUGGGUUGGAAAGUAUGUUUUAGAGACAUUCAGAGUUUCUUUCUCUAAAAAUGUAUCCGACUCCAAGCAGAAAGAUAACUUCUAUAAUCCCAUUCUCAUGUUUCUUAGCAAGAACUGAAUCAUGAUCAUUGAGUCCAUAUUUUGCAAAGUGAAAGGGACACUAUUGAGGCCGCUAAAGUAAAGUUCUAAUAUAUAUAUAUAUAUAAAUAUAAAAUUAGCGUGUUUGUGUGUGUAUGUGUGUGUUCUGUUUUCACCACCACCUAUUUGAACUUUAAAACCAACAUCUAGUUAACAUUAUUCAUAUGGAUCUGGUUACUUUCUUCAUAUGUGAGCGGUACUACAUGACCACUUUAUGAUUCAAAGUGUUUUAACAUGAUUUUUCUUUUUGAAAAGUAAGGCCUUCGGUUGUUGAAUCACCUGCUGAUUUCUAUAUGAAGCACAUUAGCAAACAUGGAGCUAUUUCAGAAUUCACAACCAGCUGUACUGGUGACUAACCAACACAUGAACUGAAGCUCCCACUCUGCUAAGACCUCUGGUUGACAUUCGAUUUUGAACCUGCCAGAUGCAUUUGUGUGAACCAGGGAUACUGCAUCUUUAAUGAACAAGUCUCUUCUCUUUCCCCUGUUUUUAAAUACAACACAAGCAGUGUAGCACUAGGCACUGCAAUUGUCAAAGACAAUUAGACUGAAAGCAGGAAAAUUUCACCUCCCUGUCUCAGUGAUAUGUGGAAUGUCGGCAGCGUGGGUCAGCCUUGCCACAGAGUUGUGUGGGAAUAUAUGAAUCAGUCCUAUAGAAUGUUAAAUAUUUAUAAAAUGGUUCUGUAGUACACCAAGGUUGGGAGCACAUUCAUUUCUUCAAGUUGUUUUAUGAUACAAAAAAA